Messenger RNA from Mucor velutinosus, 474 nucleotides. RefSeq names its product Vacuolar protein sorting-associated protein ist1 (gene IST1). The coding region runs from base 1 to 474 and encodes 157 amino acids. The record is from RefSeq and is a predicted model, not a curated record. The transcript has a single exon. Lineage: Eukaryota; Fungi; Mucoromycota; Mucoromycetes; Mucorales; Mucoraceae.
AUGUGCGGUUUCUGCCCUGUAGAAGAUGUAACUGCAGUCGCUGCAUUCACCGGUGCUGUAUCCACUAUGGCCAAGCAUAUGCAACAAAACCACCGUGGGUUGAAUCAUAAUCAGUACACCACUUGUCAUGUACAGCAGCAGUAUUCGGGCCAAACAAUUCCAUCAACCAUCACGAGUGAAGGUGAUGCACUAUUCGAAACCUUUUUGUGCGAGAAUCCUGAGUUUGAUGAAGGGUUCAAUCCUGAUGCCACCAUUGGCGAUUCCCGGGUCUUUUCUCGCUUCUAUGAGUAUGUCAACUGGUUUGACUUGGUAGUGGAUGUCGCUGGUGCUGACACAAACGAAAAUAGGCUCCUGCUGCACGACUGGGUCAACGCAAGAGCCCCCAGGCUUAAUGAUGAGGUGGUCCGGUUUGAUCUGGACCUAAAGAGCCUGCUCCAACUGUGGGUCUCCGUGCACUUAACGUCAAAUCUGUGA